AUGUCUCAACAAAGUGGGACUUCAGAGGUGCCAGGCGACUAUGCUGAAAAUGGGCGCACUUAUGGCGGAUAUCGUAGUGGCAAAUACCUACUUCCCGUGGAUGACGAGGAACAAGACAGACUUGACAUUUUCCACAACAUGAUCUCUAUUGCAAGAAAGAAGGCACUCUACAGCAUUCCCGACCCACCAGCAGGCUCUCGCAUUAUCGAUCUCGGAGCAGGCACUGGGUUUUGGGCGAUCGAGGUUGCCGACAAGCUUCACUGGGCCCAAAAGGCCCCCGAGAGCAUCAUCGGACUCGAUCUUUCCUUAAUUCAACCCGGCAGCAUCCCCCCGACUGUCAAGUUCGUGCGUGCCGACGUCGAAGAUCCGUGGCAGUAUCCUGAGCAAUACUUUGACUUCGUCCACAUGCAAAUGAUGCUCGGCUCCGUGCGAGACUGGCAACAACUGUACAACAGAAGUUUCAGGCACCUGAAGCCUGGAGGCUUCAUUGAGCAGGUGGAAAUCGAAUGGGUUUUCCGUUGUGACGACAAUACUCUUUCGCCGAAUUCGCCUCUCCGCCAAUGGGGCGUCGUGCUGUCUCAGGCGAUGAGAAGGUUCGGUGCCCCCAUCGACAUCUUCGACACGAAGGCCGCCCUUGAAUCCAUGGGUUUCACAAACUUCGGCCAGCAGGUGAUCAACCUGCCAAUCAACCCAUGGGUGCGCCCUGAUGAACAUGAGGAGGAACUCGGCCGCUGGUUCAAUCUCGGGCUUACCCACGGCCUCCAAGCGAUGACAAUGGCACCAUUCACCCGGUACGCGCCAGAACCCUGGACUGCCAAUCAAGUAAACCAGUUCGUGGAAGUGCUUAAGCAGGAGCUCUGCCGGCUCAGCGUCCACGCCUACUGCAGAAUGUACGUGUGGACGGCACAAAAGCCGAUCCAAUGA
Colletotrichum siamense is the source of this 924-nucleotide messenger RNA. It is a transcript of the gene LAE1-4, whose product is annotated as Secondary metabolism regulator LAE1. The record is from RefSeq and is a predicted model, not a curated record. The coding region runs from base 1 to 924 and encodes 307 amino acids. Gene Ontology annotation, molecular function: methyltransferase activity. Lineage: Eukaryota; Fungi; Ascomycota; Sordariomycetes; Glomerellales; Glomerellaceae. The transcript is spliced from 6 exons.